Messenger RNA from Plectropomus leopardus (leopard coralgrouper), 689 nucleotides. The record is from RefSeq and is a predicted model, not a curated record. NCBI's taxonomy places the organism in Eukaryota, Metazoa, Chordata, Actinopteri, Perciformes, Serranidae.
UGGAAGUACUCCUAGUUAAGUUAGGUCGGCCUCGAGGGCAGUGACAAAACAGUCCCGCUUUUGUCCUUAUUCAGUCGUUUACAACUUCUCUAGCUGAGAUCAGAUAAACCGCAGCAAUGACAGGGAAGGACCCAAAUAAGCCGAGAGGAAAAAGCACCUCCUAUGCUUUCUUCGUCCAGACCUGCCGCGAGGAGCACAAAAAGAAACACCCAGGGACCACCGUAGGAUUUGCAGAGUUUUCCAAGAAAUGCUCCGAGAGAUGGAAGACCAUGUCAGCCAAGGAGAAGUCAAAGUUCGAGGAGAUGGCUAAGAACGACAAGAUUCGGUAUGACAGAGAGAUGAAGACGUACAUCCCUCCCAAAGGUGCUGCUAAAGGCAAGAAGAAGAAGGACCCCAAUGCACCCAAAAGACCACCUUCCGCUUUCUUUGUGUUCUGCUCUGAUCACCGCCCCAAAAUUAAGGAGGACAAUCCUGGUAUCUCCAUCGGUGACAUUGCCAAGAAGCUGGGCGAGUUGUGGUCUACACAGUCUGCCAAAGACAAGGCUCCCUAUGAAGCGAGGGCUGCCAAGCUGAAGGAAAAAUACGAGAAGGUAUCCACCCGUUAUCCUUUUUUUUUUUUUUUUUUUUUUUUUUGCACAGUGCCACUAGAGUUUAUGUUGCAUGUUAAAGGAUAAGUAUGACUAUCAUGU